GCGCACGGCAGCGAGGGCCACGAGGAGGCGCACCGCCACCACACCUUCCCGUUGCUGGCUUUCGUCCUGGGCACGCUCGGUGCCGGCGUCACGCUGCAGGUCCUGCAGGAGCGCGUGCUCACCGCGGUGCCCUACACCUGCAUGCUCUUCAUCCUGGGUAUGGUAUUCUCUGCGAUCCACUUCUUCCGGCCCGAUAAGGACCACAUUGUAUGGGGAAAGACGUGGUACGACUCCAUCGAGCUGUGGGAGCACAUCGACCCACACGCGCUCUUCUUCACCUUCCUUCCGGCCCUGAUCUUCGCGGACGCCAUGAAGAUGAACGGGAAGCUCAUCGAGAAGGUGUUCGGCCAGGUGUUCAUCUUGGCGUGCCCUGGCGUUCUCUUCGGCACGUUCGCCACAGCCUUCUUUGUAAAGUACGUCUUCGCCGUUUAUGAGUGGCCCUUCACCCUCUGCCUGCUCUUCGGGGCCAUCUGCGCGGCCACCGACCCGGUGGCGGUGGUCGCGCUCUUCAACACGCUCGGCGUGUCGCCGCGCCUCACGAUGCUCGUCUCAGGAGAGAGUCUGCUGAACGACGGAACUGCCAUCGUGCUGUUCCAGGUUCUGCUUGGGCUGGUGACCGGCAAGGAGGAGCUGAGCAUGGCAUAUGUCGUCGUGUUCGCUCUGAAGACGGUCCUGGCGGCGUGCAUGCUCGGCGUGGUCGUCGCCGCCGCCUCGCAGCUGCUGAUCUACACCACGGCCGAGAGCAAGUACCACACCGACGCCAUGAUCCAGGUCACCGUGACGAUCGCCGUGGCAUUCUUGUGCUUCUGGUAUGCGGAGCACGAGCUGCAAGCCAGCGGUGUGCUCGCGGUGGUGUUUGCCGGUGGCGUCUUCUCCGUCUACGCCUGGCCUCGCUUCGCAUCCAAG
Molecule: messenger RNA, 906 nt
Organism: Prorocentrum cordatum
Lineage: Eukaryota; Dinophyceae; Prorocentrales; Prorocentraceae
Source: the annotation of a GenBank genome assembly